CAAGUAUGGUGUUCAUUGGGUUGGGAAGGAAACUAUUGUUUAUGUGUGAAGCACGACUAAUGGAAGUUCUGAUAGAUCCAAGAAAGUCCGGACUCAGCAUUGGGAGUCUCUUUCAAGGUGAAUACUGAUGGCUCAAGGACAGAGAAACAGAUAAGAGACUAUUAAAGAAGACAGAAAUGAGGAGUUCUGGUUAUGUGGACAUCGCUCAAACUUGGUAUCCUUUGGUAUGAACUGUUGAGAUCGACCAUUUUAUGUCAGAAGCCAGGCUCACAAGCAGGAUGAAAGAAAAUUUGAAUUCCUAAGGGGUGUGAGAUUAUGAUACUAUUCGAUAGUAUUCAAUUUUUCUGGUGCAGAAGAGCUCCAUCUGCUGCCACUGUCCAAGGGUGAAAACAGAGUCAACUACUAACAGGAAUGGGAGAGUUAUCAGGGAGAAAGAAGGGUAAGUUGAGAUGGAGCAAAUUGUAUUCCUUUUCAUGCCUGCGACCCUCCAUUUCUGAUCCCUCGCCUGUUCAGAAGCUCUUUGGUCAGCCAGGAUUUUCUCGUGUGGUUUUCUGCAAUGAAUCUCAACUACACAAGAUCAAACCUUACAAAUACCCCAACAACUAUAUAUCAACGACCAAGUACAAUUUUGUUACUUUUCUUCCCAAAGCUCUUUUUGAACAGUUCCGCAGAGUUGCAAAUCUUUAUUUUCUCUUGGCUGCCGCAUUGUCGAUCACUUCAUUGGCCCCUUUCAAUCCAGUAAGUUUGAUUGCUCCCUUGGUGUUUGUGGUGGGGAUUAGCAUGCUCAAAGAGGCAGUGGAGGACUGGCAUAGAUUUUUGCAGGAUUUGAAUGUAAACUCUCGAAAUGUAAAGGCUCAUACUGGAAAUGGUACAUUUAUAAAUAAACAAUGGCAGUCACUCUGUGUAGGAGAUGUCAUCAAAGUUCAUAAGAAUGAAUAUUUUCCAAGUGAUCUCCUUCUGUUAUCUUCUAGCUAUGAAGAUGGUCUUUGUUACGUAGAGACCAUGAACCUUGAUGGAGAGACCAAUUUGAAAGCUAAAAGAUGCCUAGAAGCCACACUUGGCUUGGAUGAGGAACCAGAAUUAAAAAAUUUUACAGCUACAAUUCGUUGUGAGGACCCAAAUCCAAGCCUUUACACCUUUGUGGGGAAUUUGGAGUUUGACAAUAAGUCAUAUCCCUUGUCCCCAGCUCAGGUGCUGUUAAGAGACUCAAAACUUCGAAACACUGAUUACAUUUAUGGAGUUGUUAUCUUUAGCGGGCCGGAUACAAAAGUAGUAAGAAACUCCACUAUAUCACCAUCUAAACGUAGCCAGAUUGAGAGAAAGAUGGAUCAUGUCAUUUACCUUCUUUUCUCAAUGCUUGUUUUGAUUUCAUUGGUCACUGCAAUGGGAUGUGCAUUGGUUGUGAAAUCUGAUAUGGUUAAUUGGUGGUACCUUCGUUUGCAAGAAGGAGAUCCAUUCUUCAGUCCAUCAAAGCCCUUCGUAUCGGGUUUCCUACAAUUCAUAAGGGCCCUCAUUUUGUACGGCUACUUAAUCCCCAUUUCUCUCUAUGUCUCCAUUGAACUUGUCAAAGUUCUACAAGCUACGCUUAUUAAUAAGGAUAUAGAAAUGUAUGAUGAAGUAACAUGCAAGUCAGUUGAAGCCCGGACUUCAAAUCUGAAUGAGGAGCUGGGUCAGGUAGAAAUGAUUCUGUCUGAUAAAACUGGGACUUUGACUUGCAACCAGAUGGAAUUUAGGAAGUGCUCUAUUGCAGGGAUUUCAUAUGGGGGUGAUGUUAAUGAAGUUGAUCUUGCUGCAUCUAAAAGAAUAAAUGCUGACAUGGAGAGAUAUCAAUUUAGUUUUGCUAGGUCUGAUUCUAUAACUGAAAGCUUUGAAAUGUUGGAGUUCUCUGUUGCUGAUAUUAGCAUACAAAAGGCAGCUCUAGGCGGCAAAGAGGACAUUGACAAUCUACUGACAGGAAAUUCGAGAAUUUCUCAUGCAGGGAAAGAAUCUGUUAUCAAAGGUUUCAACUUCAAGGAUGACCGGCUCACAGGAAAAAGUUGGAUUUGGACAUCCAACUCAUAUGACAUGACUAUGUUCUUCAGAGUCAUGGCAUUGUGUCACACGGGCAUACCUAUUGAAGAGGAUCAAACUGGUAAGCUGAAGUAUGAGGCGGAAUCACCUGAAGAAGUGGCGUUUUUGAUUGCUUCACAAGAGUUUGGAUUCAAAUUUUUGCGGAGAACCCAGUCUGUAAUGGUCCUUAAGGAGCUUGACCCUUCCUCUGGUUUUGAGGUAGAGAGGGAGUACAAACUUUUAAAUCUGCUAGAGUUCAGCAGUUCACGAAAGAGGAUGUCUGUAAUAGUUAGCAAUGAUGAUGGUCAGAUCUUUCUGCUUUGCAAAGGCGCUGACAGCAUUAUCUUGGAUAGGCUUGACGAUCAUGGUAGGUCAUAUCAGCAGGCAACGAGUUCACACCUUUCCGAUUAUGCAGAAGAUGGCUUGCGCACUCUGGUAUUUGCUUAUCGGAAACUUGAAGUGGCUGAGUAUGAGAAUUGGAACUCAAUAUUUACAAGAGCUAAGACCACUGUAGGUCCCAAAAGAGAUGAGUUGCUAGAGAGUGCUUCUGAAAUGAUAGAAAAAGAUUUGAUUCUACUAGGGGCUGCGGCUGUUGAAGACAAGCUACAGAAAGGGGUUCCUGAGUGCAUAGAUAAACUUGCUCAAGCAGGCCUGAAGUUCUGGUUGCUCACAGGUGACAAGAAGGAGACUGCAGUAAAUAUCGGAUUUGCUUGUAGUUUACUUGGACACAAUAUGAGACAAUUUCAUUUGAGUUUGAGCAAAGAAGUUGAAAACAGCAACCAAGUGCAGGCUAUGAAAGAUGACAUUUUGCAUCAAAUUGAAAGCUUUUCCCUGGCGAUGAGUGAAGAAAGAAGCAAGAAUGCACCCUUUGCUCUGAUUGUAGAUGGGAAAGCUCUUGAAAUAGCUUUGAGAAGUGAUGUGAAGAACCAUUUCUUCUGCUUGGCUGUUAAUUGCAUCUCUGUUAUAUGCUGCCGAGUGUCUCCAAAACAGAAAGCUUUGAUUACAAGGUCAGUGAAGGCAUACACUGGCAGGAUAACCUUAGCAAUCGGAGAUGGAGCGAAUGAUGCAGUCAUGGCCAGUGAUUUUUCAUUGCCUCAAUUUCAUUUCUUGGAGCGCUUACUUCUAGUUCAUGGGCAUUGGUGUUACAAGAGGAUCUCCAAGAUGAUUCUCUACUUUGUAUACAAGAACAUAUUGUUGGGACUUACCCUAUUCUACUACGAAUUAUACACAGCAUUCUCUGGGGAGGUCCUAUACGAUGACUGGUAUAUGGUACUGUUCAAUGUUAUGUUGACAUCCUUGCCGGUUAUAUCAUUGGGAGUCCUUGAGCAGGAUGUUUCAUCAGAAGUAUGCCUGCAGUUUCCAGCUCUCUAUCAACAAGGACAAAGGAAUAUUCACUUCAGUUGGGUACGCAUAAUUGGCUGGAUUUUGAACGGUGUAGUGACUUCACUGGUCAUCUUAACCAUGAACAUAAGAAUACUGUCUCCCACUGCAUUCCGCGAGGAGGGAGACGUGGCAGACAUGGCACACCUUGGUGCCAUCACAUACACAUGCGUUAUUUGGACUGUCAACUGCCAGAUCGCCCUUAUCAUCAGCCAUUUCACUUGGAUCCAACAUGUUUUCAUCUGGGGUAGCAUCCUGUCCUGGUACAUCUUGUUGCUGAUCUAUGGUGCUCUCCCUCCCUCGUAUUCAAACCGAGCAUUUCACCUAUUGGUGGAAGCUAUUGGGCCUGCGCCGAAGUACUGGAUGGUCACAUUGCUUGUAGUAGUUGUUUCUCUUCUUCCAUACAUCAUACACCUUGUCAUUCAGCGAACAUUCUACCCCAUGGACGAUCAUGUAAUCCAAGAAAUGAAGCAUUUCCGGAAAGAUAUCAUGGACAAUGCUAUGUGGUUGAGGGAACAAAACAACUCCAAGACAACCACCCAUGUUGGAUUUUCUGCAAGAGUUGAAGCUAAGAUCUCUCGUCUGAAACAACAGUUGCACCACAAGAAGGCAUAGAUAUAUAAAUCAGUGACAAGCAGCCCACUGUUCUAAUAGGUCAUAGAUAUGGUGUCCUCCUAAUUAAGUUGAAUGUUUGUUAUCAGCAUUUCUAUUCUUUUAUUUAUGGGUAAUUCAUUAUUUGUCUAUAGAGUUGUAGAAUCGUGUACCACCUCCAUCUUGUUGGGAUUUUAUUGGACCAAAAAUUGUAUUCUUGACAAUUAUGUUUGCAAUUGUUGAGUUUUUGAACAUCUUUCACUAUCC
Molecule: messenger RNA, 4287 nt
Organism: Vitis vinifera (wine grape)
Lineage: Eukaryota; Viridiplantae; Streptophyta; Magnoliopsida; Vitales; Vitaceae
Product: probable phospholipid-transporting ATPase 7
Exons: 11
Coding region: 412-4044 (1210 amino acids)
Biological process (GO): phospholipid translocation
Cellular component (GO): plasma membrane
Molecular function (GO): magnesium ion binding; ATPase-coupled intramembrane lipid carrier activity; ATP binding
Source: RefSeq, a predicted model, not a curated record